Chironomus riparius is the source of this 1163-nucleotide messenger RNA. Lineage: Eukaryota; Metazoa; Arthropoda; Insecta; Diptera; Chironomidae. The record is from the annotation of a GenBank genome assembly.
GUUUAUUAAUAAUCCCCUACGGAUACGUAAAUUUCUUACGUAGUAGUUUACUGUGAAUCAUAGAUUAAUUUUAAUUUUUUUAUUCAUACUUAUUCAGUCAUUUAUCAAGUAUUUAACAAACAAAUAAAAGCAUAAACAUGCAGAAUCCUAAUGAAGAUACAGAAUGGAAUGAUGUACUGAGACAAAAAGGCAUAAUUCCUCAAAAAGAGAAGGCAAUCACUGAAGAUGAUAUCAUUCAUAUGCUAGAGCACACAAUUGAAGAGAAACAGAACAAUGAAAGGAACUUGGAGAAAUUGGAUUUAGACGAACUAGAUGAGCUGGAAGAUAGUGAGGAUGAAGCAGUCUUACAGGAAUAUCGUAGCAAAAGAAUUGCAGAAUUAAAGGCGCUUGCUUCCAAAGCAAAAUUCGGUAGCGUACGUGAAAUCACAGGUGAAGAAUACAUCAAUGAAGUGAAUAAAGCAGGCGAAGAUAUAUAUGUAGUGCUUCAUUUAUAUGCCAGAGGCGUGCCUUUCUGUGCUGUUUUGAAUCAAUAUAUUAAUGAAUUGGCAAUGAGAUAUCCAAGCGUAAAGUUCAUACGCUCGAUUGCACAAACAUGUAUACCCAACUUCCCAGACAAAAAUGUACCAACAAUCUUUGUGUACUAUAAUGGUCAAAUGAAAAAGCAAUUUUUGGGUCCAUUGGAACUAAGAUCGCCAAAUUGUUCACGAGAGGAGCUUGAAUUUAUGCUCGGGCAAUGUGGAUGUAUUAAAACUGAUAUAAAAGAAGAUCCUCGUCCAGUGGUUCGUGAUGUCCUGUUUAGAGAUUUGGCUGAAAACAACGAUUGGUGAACACAGUCGAUAAAAAUUAAUUAAAUAAUUUAAGUCUCAUUGAUGUGCAUUGAUUUUGUUUGUCUUAUUAACACUACAUGAAAUCAUAUAGAUUUGUGCUACUUAUGGGUGGGUGGAUAAGUUGAGGAUGUUAUAAUUGCGUUGAUUAAACAAUGCUUUAAAGAGAACAGAGCGAGUCUGGUCCAUUUUUAAGUCAGAUAAUCAGUUCUGCAUCGUUCGUUGAAGCCAGGCAAUUUUGAUCAAAGUGUAAUUACUUAUAUUUACACAAUAUCUUCAACUUAUUCGCUUCCUUCAAUCUAACAAAUUUUGAAAUAAAUUCUUUUUUAUUGGAACUAA